GAGAAUGAAGCGGGGGGCGGGGCCGGCCGCCUUAUCCGGCCAGGUGGGAAGGGCUUAAGAGCCGGGAAAGCCUCCUGGAUCAAGGUUGGGAGGGUGCGCCGGGAACUUCCGGGCGAGUUUGGCGCAUUUCCGGUCAAGAUGGCGGCGCCCAGCAGAGUCAGGUGCGGGCGACUCUGUCUUUAGUAGCGGCGGCGACUCACAGCCCGGGGAGACCCCCAGGAGUCGACCCGACGGGACGCCAGAGCUACCUCAGCGGUGGCCACCCGCUCUCCCAGACACAUUCUUCCCUUCGCAAACAGCCCAUGGCGGACCAAGGCUCUGGGGGCAGCCGCCUCCCCCUGGCGCUGCCCCCGGCCUCCCAGGGUUGCUCCUCAGGGGGCGGCGGCUCCUCGGCCGGGAACUCGAGCCAUCCUCCGCCCCCGCGAAACCUCCAAGGCCUGCUGCAGAUGGCUAUCACGGCGGGCUCUCAGGAACCAGAGCCCCCUCCGGAGCCCAUGAGUGAAGAGAGGCGUCAGUGGCUGCGGGAGGCCAUGUCCGCCGCCUUCCGGGGCCCGCGGGAGGAGGUGGAGCAGAUGAAGAACUGCCUCCGAGUGCUGUCCCAGCCUACACCCUCCUUGGCUGGGGAGGCCGAACUGGCCGCUGACCAGCAGGAGCGUGAGGGGGCCCUGGAGCUGCUGGCCGACCUGUGUGAGAACAUGGACAAUGCUACAGACUUCUGCCAGCUGUCAGGCAUGCACCUGCUGGUGGGCCGGUACCUGGAGGCAGGGCCCGCGGGGCUGCGGUGGCGGGCGGCACAGCUCAUCGGCACCUGCAGCCAGAACGUGGCGGCCAUCCAGGAGCAGGUGCUGGGCCUGGGCGCCCUGCGCAAGUUGCUGCGGCUUCUCGACCGGGACUCCUCCGACUUGGUGCGCGUGAAGGCCCUGUUCGCCAUCUCCUGCCUGGUCCGGGAGCAGGAGGCCGGGCUGCUGCAGUUCCUGCGCCUGGACGGCUUCUCCGUGUUGAUGCGGGCCAUGCAGCAGCAAGUGCAGAAGCUCAAGGUCAAGUCGGCGUUCCUGCUGCAGAACCUGCUGGUGGGCCACCCCGAACACAAAGGGACCCUGUGCUCCAUGGGGAUGGUCCAGCAGCUGGUGGCCCUGAUCCGGACAGAACACAGCCCCUUCCAUGAGCAUGUGCUUGGAGCCCUGUGCAGCCUGGUGACAGACUUCCCCCAGGGCGUGCGGGAGUGCCGGGAGCCCGAGCUGGGCCUGGAAGAGCUGCUCCGUCACCGCGUCCAGCUGCUACAGCAGCACGAGGAGUACCAGGAGGAGCUGGAGUUCUGUGAAAAGCUGCUACAGACCUGUUUCUCCAGCCCGACGGAUGACAGCAUGGAUCGGUGAAACCUGGUGGCUUAUCGCCUGUCUCCGUGGAGCCCCAGGCCUCCUGCCUCCCAAGCGAGAGCAGGGCCUUACUGGUGCAUGGCCAGGGCGUGCCAACCGGUCUCUGCUCAGCCCCCUGCAGGGGCACCGGGGAAGGCUCUGGCUCCCUGGAUCUCACCUCUUGUGCUCUCACGCCCUUCCUCCUUCUUGUGUCCACACUGUUCUAAUAAAGGUGUUUCUCUUCCUCCAGCUC
Messenger RNA from Lynx canadensis (Canada lynx), 1608 nucleotides. It is a transcript of the gene HSPBP1, whose product is annotated as HSPA (Hsp70) binding protein 1. Lineage: Eukaryota; Metazoa; Chordata; Mammalia; Carnivora; Felidae. Bases 303 to 1376 code for a protein of 357 amino acids. The record is from RefSeq and is a predicted model, not a curated record. The transcript is spliced from 8 exons.